Medicago truncatula (barrel medic) is the source of this 1133-nucleotide messenger RNA. RefSeq lists its product as uncharacterized. The transcript has 4 exons. The record is from RefSeq and is a predicted model, not a curated record. The coding region runs from base 156 to 1133 and encodes 325 amino acids. NCBI's taxonomy places the organism in Eukaryota, Viridiplantae, Streptophyta, Magnoliopsida, Fabales, Fabaceae.
CACAAAACCACACCUUUCCCCCAAAUCAAUUUCACGUGUUCAUUAUUCUCAACCUUCUUGUUAUUCUACUUCAUUCUUCUUCAUCCAAGCACUAGCACUAGCAUUCUCAACCUGUCCAGAUCUACACUAAGUAUAAGGAAGAGAAAUUUUGAAAAAUGGCUUCUAAGGGAAAGGGUGUUCAUGUUGGCGGCACUUCUUGCGGAACGAAGAAACAGGGUAAACUAAAUGAGAGGGGACUUAUUCUAAACAAAUCUGAGAGGGAAAGGUACAAAAUGCUUUUGAACAGAGACAUUGUACCAAAUAGGUAUCCCGAUUCAGCAACUUUACAGGCAUUGGGUAUAGACGACAAUGUCACAACAUUAAUUAGUAACAUUGGCUGGAAAGAUUUCGUGGGGGAGACGCACUUCACCUUCGAAACGAGUACAUUUGAAUUUUUGAGUACAGUCAAUUUUAAUCAUGAUACACACAAUACCACACACCCAAACCACACUGUUUCAUUUAGUUUGGGCAACGUGGAAUACAACAUGUCCCUCACCGAAUUUAGUGACAUAAUGGGAUUUGAAAGCACGGGGGUCAUUCAUGUAUCCCGUAACCAUGAUGUCAGGCACCGAGGAUAUGACAAACAUGGGUUUUGGUUUCAAAUAACUGGCCGAAAACGUUAUGAAUGUAAAACUGCCAAGGCCAGCAUGAUACAAAACUCAGUUUUCCGAUACUUGCAUAGAGUAAUGGCAUGCACCAUUUUCGGUAGGCCGGAAACUGCAACAGUGAGGUCUGAUGAGCUAUUCCUUCUAUGGGCUAUGGUUCAUAAAUGUCCUGUAAACACGGGCUAUUACUUAUUAGACCAUCUGACAUAUGUGGCGGAACAACCCAAAGAUUUAGAUUCCCGGGUACCUAAAGAGGGGCCUGCCAAAGACGAAGAAAUGGGUGAUUACCGGGAGGAUAAACAACCAACGGAGGGUUCAAAAGAUGACAAUGAUUGGCGUCAAAGGAUGGAGGCGAAGGUUGACAGAACGUAUGAGGAGGUUGCACUCGUCAAACAUAUGCUUGCAGCAACAAUGCGUACUCCUUUAAGAGCUUUUCAAGUUUCCAUAGGGUAUGUUAUGAACAAUGAUCCGAUUAUAAUUAUGGUGUAA